Nicrophorus vespilloides is the source of this 2785-nucleotide messenger RNA. Its product is annotated as golgin subfamily A member 2. The record is from RefSeq and is a predicted model, not a curated record. The coding region runs from base 56 to 2746 and encodes 896 amino acids. Gene Ontology annotation, biological process: Golgi organization. NCBI's taxonomy places the organism in Eukaryota, Metazoa, Arthropoda, Insecta, Coleoptera, Silphidae. The transcript has 2 exons. Gene Ontology annotation, cellular component: cis-Golgi network; Golgi cis cisterna; Golgi cisterna membrane.
AAUUGAUCAUAAUUGGCGAGCAACUGUCAUUGAUGACAUUUAAAAUAACAAAACCAUGGCAGAUUUGGUGAAGCUUCAGAAGCUGGCUGCAGCUAGGAAAAAGCUGAAGGGCUACCAGCAGGAGAAGAAGCAAAAAGAGGUAGUGAGCCAAGGGAGCAAAUCACCAGCAGAGAGUGUGGCUUCCAGUGAGACUGCAUCAGAACAGAAUGGAUUGCUCACAGCAAAUAGCACCUUACUGACCUCAACAGAGCCCCAAUUGCAGACAUAUUUUCAAGAUCCGCAAAUGUUCUAUGACCAACCUACAUUCUUUACAAGUGAUACUGCUGAUUCCACAGUAAGCUUCUUUGAUCAAGUGACUCAACAGCAGAAUCAGAGUGAUACCAAUAAGAUUAGUGAAGAUGUAAAUGCUGUUGCCAUUGAGGACCCUGAGAUCAAUCCGAAUGAGAUUUUUGAUUUCGGUCAGGAACAAAGCACAGGUCUCACUGAUUCCGAUAAAACUGAGAUUUCGUCGCCGGUCGAGAACCUGCGGCAACUUUCGGCGCAAAUCAAUAAUCUCAUAGAGCCCACGUACGAUAGUCAGGACAAUUUUAGCGAUUUGGAGAAAAGAAAUUUGGAGUUGGCAUCGCUCUAUGAAGCUGAGAAGUUGAAGAAUGAACAGACGCAGGUAGAGUUGCUGGAAUGCAGAGCGAAAAUAGCAAAUUUAGAAAAGGAGGUGGAGAACUCUGGUGUAGAGAAUAGGAAUGAAACGCAGAGGGAGAUUGGUAUCCUGCAGGAGCAGCUGCAAUGUCACAUGCAGACAGUGGGCAUCCUGGUUGGGGAAAAGACGGAAUUGUCGGCGGCAUUGACCCAAAGUCAGAUGGAAGCUAAGCAGAAGUUGGGAGAUUUUGAAGAGCUGAACGCACGACUGAAGACGUCGAGGUCACGUGUGGCGGAGCUCGAGAAAGAAUUGAAUCAUUUCCGCGAGGAGAGGAGUAAAUACAGUAAACUGGAUUCCGAUUUUUCUGCGGUUCAAGAAAAACUGCACGUAGAGUUGGGUGCAUUGAAGGAAGAGCACGCGGAAGCCGUGCAGGAUGUGGCCGAGCUGCGAGAGAAGUUGAAGAAGCUGGAUGAGGACAAUCAUAAUCUGCUGGUGGCAAAUAAAGAUGUUUCGAAUCAAUUAGAGUUGGCGCAGGUGAAGAUCCAACAGUUGACGAAUGGCGAGGUGAGCCGAGAUGAUGCGAGGAUCGAGGGUUUGGUUCAAGAGAAGAUGUCUCUCGAGAAACAGAUCGGCGAAUUGAACAAUGCCGUGACGGCGGCUGUGAACGAAAGGGAUCAGGCCAGUAAUCACUACCAGCAGUAUGUGCAGCAAUUGAACACAAACGUUAGUAAUUUGGCUACCAAAUUGGAAACGGUGACUUACGAGAAUGAGAAUCUAUCGAAGCGCGAGCAAGAGCUGAUCAGGCACAUUGGAGAACUGGAGAAGAGAUUGCAAACCUUACAGAGUGAGCACGUUAACAUAAAGACCGCUCCGAAGGUGGUGGCAGACGAAGAAGCUGAUGAGACGAGGGCAAGUCUAAAGGAGUUGCAAUUGGAGCAUGGUAAGCUGCAGGAGAAGUUCGACGAUUUGAAAAUAGAGCGUGACGAAUUCUUCAGGGAGAGCGAAAACAAGAAGGAGGUUAUCAGCGAGCUGGAGAAGAAUUUGGAGAGGUUGCGUGGUAAUCAAACGGACAGCUCGCGUUUGUUGGCUGCAAUCGAAAGCGACAAAGUGGCCGCAUCCAGAGCCGUUCAACAGAACACUCAGCUGAAGCAGCAGUUGGAGGAAAUGCAAGAUGCCUUCAUCAAGAUGACCAACGAUAAAGCAGAGCUGGUUGAUAAACUGACCAGCGAAGUGUACAAGGAGAAAGAGCUGGACGAGAGGAUGCAACAAUACGAGCAUCAAAUCCAAACACUCGUUGAUGCUGUCAAGAUUAAAGAUAAGGAGCUUACGGAGAUUCGCGAAAGCUCCACGAAUCUAUCGAAACAAGUGAUCGAUCAGAGUCAACUGAACGAUCGGCUCAGGCACUACGAGGCGCACGAGCACAGUUCGCAAGCCCUCAACAACGACCUGCACGAAGCCCUACAGCAAGUGGCCAAGUUGAAAGCCAACGAAGAUGUACUGCAAAACGAGAUUUUUUCGUUGAAGCAGAGGUUGGAUGUGAAGAUGCUGCCGCAGGUGGUUAACGGUGGAGAACAUCAUAUGCUGGAACAUUCCGAUAACAAAGAGAUGGCCAUGAGGCAAUUGGAGACGAAGUUCAUGAACACGAUGAAAGACAUUGCUAAUCUGCAGGAUGAAAAGCAGAUGUUGGAGCAUCUGGUGAUGCAGUUGCAGGGCGAAACGGAUACGAUCGGCGAGUACAUCGCCCUCUACCAACACCAGAGGGGCGUACUCAAGCAGCGCGCUCAUGAAAAGGAGGAGCAGUUGAAGCAGUUGGCCAAAGACCGAGCGGACGUCAAGCAACAGUUGAACAAACUCAACGAUUUGGUGAAAGAUUUCAUGGCUAAGAAAAGCGUGCAUGUGGUCGAGGCCGGUAAAGAGUGUGCAGAGCAUGCACCGAUCGCACAACAGCACGAGGAUGUGGUCGAAGUGGUAGAAAAGGGUGAGGAGACGGCGAAGGAGAUAAUCACUCUGCUUUCGGAGAUCAAGAGCAGCAAUCUGGUACAGCCGUCGGACGUAUCGGAGACGUUCCAUCCAUGCUCUUUGUGUUCUGGUCAAUUGAUAACUGUCUAGUAUAAUUAUUAUUUUAAUAUAUAUUCUUUUAAAAUCUAA